AUGCGCGCGGCGGAUAAGAUGGAUAUGCUCACGCUUGGCAUCUUUUUGAGCGGCACGAUCUUCUGUUUGACGUGUAGUGCUGUGUACCACAGCGUUUCGUGUUGCUCCCAGGCAGUCGCCAAAAAAUUUAACCGCCUCGAUUACAUGGGCAUUGUUGUCCUGACGGUGGGCAGCAAUAUUCCUGCACUGCGUUUCGGAUUGUACUGUCAUCCGAAGGAAAUGGCAUGGUACACGGUGCUGAUCGUGUCGCUGGGAUUUCUUGCUUUGUACGUGCUCAUCAAGCCGCAGUACGCCACGGCCAAAUACAGGCCCGUGCGCGCUGGCCUUUUUAUUGCGCUGGGACUUUGUGGAAUUGCGCCCAUACUGCACAUGCUCACUCUGACGCGGCGCUUUGAUUUCCUUUUUGCGACGCUCGGAUUUGGGUACAUCGCAUGGAGUGGUUUCGUUUACAUAUUUGGCGCAAUGCUCUACGUCGCGCACUUCCCUGAAAGGUUCGCAACUGGGACAUUCGAUUACAUUGGAUCUUCGCACCAGCUGUAG
Messenger RNA from Malassezia vespertilionis, 540 nucleotides. RefSeq lists its product as uncharacterized. Gene Ontology annotation, cellular component: membrane. NCBI's taxonomy places the organism in Eukaryota, Fungi, Basidiomycota, Malasseziomycetes, Malasseziales, Malasseziaceae. The transcript has 2 exons. Gene Ontology annotation, molecular function: signaling receptor activity. The record is from RefSeq and is a predicted model, not a curated record. Bases 1 to 540 code for a protein of 179 amino acids.